AUGUUUAAAUCCGAAUCUUUCAACCGCGUGGGUCGGAUACUCAAAAAGUACUACACUUUUAUAGGGCCUGGUCUUGUAGUCUCUGUGAGUUAUAUGGACCCAGGCAAUUACCUGACGUCAGUAUCGUCUGGGUCGAUGUACCAAUACAAACUUUGCUUCGUUAUUUUCAUGUCGAAUCUUUUUGCCGUCGUUUUACAAUCACUUUGUGUGAAGUUGGGAACAGUCACAGGUCUAGACUUAGCUGAGAUGUGCCGAUUGCACCUUCCAUACCAUUGGAACUUGUGCAUGUAUGUUUGUGCUGAGCUUGCUAUAAUCGCGACAGAUUUGGCUGAGGUUGUCGGGACGGCAAUUUCUUUAGAGAUUUUGUUUGGAAUCCCGUUGAUUUAUGGUGUUCUCAUUACGGUGUUGGAUGUCUUAAUCGUUUUGAUGGCCUACCACAAAGACGGGUCUAUGAGACAAACUAGAAUAUUUGAGAUCUUGGUAUCUGUGCUUGUAUUUGCAACUUGUAUCUGUUUCGUCUUGGAAUUGUUUAACUGUAAUUUUGAGGAAGGUGCUCUUGGAAACAUCAUCAGAGGCUUCCUUCCUCUCCAUAAGGAGAUAUUCCACGAACAAACUGCCUUGUUCUUGAGUUGUGGUAUUGUUGGUAGUACAGUGAUGCCCCACUCGUUGUUCUUGGGUUCUGCUUUGGUUCAGGCUAGAUUGAAAGAAUUUGAUAUCAAGAACGGAAUCAUCCAAGAACAAGGAGAAGAUGAAGACGAUGACGACGAGGCUAGUAGCAUUGUUCCGCAGGAGGAAUUCUUGCCGGCUACUAUUAACAAUUUCCGUAAGAUCUCUGACGGAACGAAGUUACUCAACAAGUAUAGGCCUUCGUACAGGGCUAUCAAAUACUGUUUGACAUAUUCUUAUGCUGAGUUGAUCACUUCUUUGUUUAUCGUAGCCGUAUUCGUCAACUCCUCUAUCUUAAUCGUGGCAGGUACUACUUUGUACGGAAAACCAGAUGCAGCAGAUGCAGACUUGUUAUCGAUAUACGAAAUGUUGUCUUACUAUAUUAAUCCAGCUGCGGGACUCGUCUUUGCACUUUCCAUGCUUUUCUCAGGUCAAAGUGCUGGUAUUGUCUGUACUAUGGCUGGUCAGAUUAUCAGUGAAGGAUUCAUAAACUGGACACUUAAGCCUUGGAUCAGAAGAAUUAUCACCAGAAUAUUGGCUAUCUUGCCAGUGUUGUUUGCCAUAGGUAUUCUAGGUCGUGAAGGUGUUUCAAAGAUCAUGAACUCCUCUCAGGUGGUGUUGAGUUUCAUCUUGCCAAUAGUCAGCGCUCCUUUAAUCUGGUUUACGUGCAAAAAAGAAUACAUGACAGUCUACGAUACAUCAGACGAUGCUCCUGCUGAUGAAACAAGUUUGCUAUUAAAUAACAGCCAGCAGCUGGUGGACUUGCCCACAACCGAAAUAACCGUGAGAAAAUUGACCUUCGAAAAUGGUAUUGUUCUCACCAUUGCUAGCGUUCUUACUUGGACUAUUAUCACGGCCUUGAACAUCUAUCUCAUCAUUGCGUUUGCCAAUGGCGCCGACAUAUAA
Molecule: messenger RNA, 1572 nt
Organism: Scheffersomyces stipitis CBS 6054
Lineage: Eukaryota; Fungi; Ascomycota; Pichiomycetes; Serinales; Debaryomycetaceae
Gene: SMF3
Product: putative divalent metal ion transporter
Exons: 1
Coding region: 1-1572 (523 amino acids)
Biological process (GO): iron ion transport; intracellular manganese ion homeostasis
Cellular component (GO): plasma membrane
Molecular function (GO): manganese ion transmembrane transporter activity; cadmium ion transmembrane transporter activity
Source: RefSeq, a predicted model, not a curated record